AUGAGUGAAACUAUACGGGGGGCGGCUGCACAAGAUGGCGCGGAGGACUCCGACACCACGAUGCCGCACACGGACCCAGAAACACUACAACCUGCAGAAUACCUCACAAAAGGCUUCUUUGAAAAAGCCAUAGAGGGCAUGGCAACUAAAUUGAUAGCCACAUGGCAAACGACCGCGGAACAGAUUAAGCGAGAGGUGAGGGAUCUCUCCAUGAGGACCACAUCUGUGGAGCAACACUGCACAGAACUAUCAUCGGCGCAAGAGGACCUGUCUCAACAACUAAAGGCCCUGCAAUGCCAAAUGGAACAUGUGGAAGCCCGAGUAGCGGACCAAGAAGACAGAGCUCGGCGCAAUAACCUGAGACUGCGCGGCGUACCGGAGACCGUCCUCAUGGAUGACCUGCCAAUUUAC
Molecule: messenger RNA, 411 nt
Organism: Pelobates cultripes (western spadefoot toad)
Lineage: Eukaryota; Metazoa; Chordata; Amphibia; Anura; Pelobatidae
Source: the annotation of a GenBank genome assembly